AUGGCGCCCGCUGCCACUGAAUCCGAAACCGUCGACCAGACGGUCCUGACCCUCCGCAAAGUCCUCGUCUCCGAAUCAGAGCCUCUUGCUCGCCGUUUCCGAGCCCUCUUCUCCCUCAAGCACGUCGCUUGCCUCCAGCCUCCUACCGAGCAAACCCUCCCCGCUAUCCAAGCGAUCGCCGCCGGUUUCGCAUCAAAAUCCGCACUGUUGAAGCACGAACUGGCCUACUGCCUUGGCCAGACUCUCAACCGCGAUUCGGUCUCGUACCUGCAGCAUGUUGUCAAGGAUGUCGAGGAGGAUGCGAUGUGCCGUCACGAAGCCGCCGAGGCUCUCGGCGCCCUUGGCUACGAUGAUAGUCUGGACCUUCUGAAGAAGCUGCGCGACGAUGAGAAUGAAUUGGAGAUUAUCCGGGAGACUUGCGAUAUUGCUGUUGACCGUAUUGUCUGGGAGAACUCCGAGGAGCGCAAGGCUGAGAAGUUGAAGCCCAGCGAUUUCACCUCCAUCGACCCUGCUCCUCCAAUGCCCCUCCAAGCCAAUGAGCCCUGUAUCCCCGAGCUGGAGAAGACCCUCCUCGACACCAAACUCCCUCUCUUCCAAAGAUACCGCGCGAUGUUCGGUCUCCGCGAUCUCGCUUCUCCCCCCGACCUUCCCACCGCCGUCGACGCCAUCAAUGCGCUUGCCAAGGGCCUGAAUGACCCCUCUGCUUUGUUCCGCCACGAGAUCGCCUUUGUCUUCGGCCAACUCUGCCACCCUGCCUCCAUUCCUUGCCUGACCACCUGCUUGAGCAAUACCAAGGAGGAAGGUAUGGUGCGCCACGAGGCUGCCGAAGCUCUGGGCAGUCUGGGUGACGAGGAGGGUGUCGAGGAUACGCUGAAGAAGUUCUUGAAUGACCCGGAGCAGGUCGUGCGUGAUAGUGUGAUUGUGGCUCUGGACAUGGCUGAGUUUGAGAAGAAUGGUGAAGUUGAAUAUGCUUUGAUUCCGGAGGGAGCUGCUGCCGCUGCGGCAUGA
Penicillium cosmopolitanum is the source of this 1008-nucleotide messenger RNA. Its product is annotated as deoxyhypusine monooxygenase. The record is from RefSeq and is a predicted model, not a curated record. Gene Ontology annotation, biological process: peptidyl-hypusine biosynthetic process. The transcript is spliced from 2 exons. Bases 1 to 1008 code for a protein of 335 amino acids. NCBI's taxonomy places the organism in Eukaryota, Fungi, Ascomycota, Eurotiomycetes, Eurotiales, Aspergillaceae. Gene Ontology annotation, molecular function: deoxyhypusine monooxygenase activity.